AUGGCGCGGGCCCCCGUGGCGCCGCCGCCAGCGCGGCCGCGGCGGGGGCUCCUCGCGCUCCUCCUCGGCGUGGCGCGGGCUGCGGACCUGGCGCCGCGGCCCAGCCAACGGAGCCUGGCGGUGGAUGCCGACGCCUCGGUGCGACCGGUCGCAGCGCCAGCGGGCGAGCGCGCCGGCGGGUUGGCGGACGCCGGGCGGCCGGCCAGGCAGAUGCGCCGGGAGCUUCCCGAUGCGCCGCGUGGGUCGGAGGCACCAGGGACUGGCAUGCGCCUCGCGUUCGUGACGGACUGCAGCUCCCACCAGAGGUGGAUGGCGAUGCUGCUGCUGCACAGCGCCGGCCGCGUGGGCCAGGGCGACCCCAUCACCUGGCUGCGGUGGGGCUGCGAACCCGACAGGACGCGGUCGCGAGAGGACGAGGUGCGGCUGCUGCGGCGGGUGUACCCUGCCGCCAGCCUGCUGGACGUCGGCGGGCGUGGCGCGCUCGCGCCGCUCGACGACAGCGCCGCGGCCGUGCUCCGGCGGGACAUCACAUGGAUCAAGCCCUUCGCGUUCCAGGCUUUCCUGGCGAGCCCCGAGAUCCCGAACGGCACGGCGGUGGCGAUGCUGGACGCCGACUUCAUAUUCCUGUCCAGGCUCCGCGUCGACGACCUGGCCGAACGGAGCAUCAGGACGGUGGGCGAGGACUCCGCGGAGGGGCCCGCACGGGUGGAGGGCCUCCGCGGCGUGGUGCAGCACUACGCGUGCUGCCGCAACGCCGGCGCCCCGUACAUCUUCACUGCCGGCGCCUGGCGCGCGCUGCUCCCGGCGUACGCGUCGCUGGCGGGCCGUGCCACCGGGAGCUGGGGCGAGGAGCAGGAGGCGUUCGCGACCGCGGCCGCCGGCGCGGGGGUGGGCUUCAGCGUGUUUGACCACUUCAUGGUCUCCGACCUGGACGCGAAGGAGGCGGAGGGCUGGCGCUGGGUCGAAGAGUGCCUCGGGGCCGCCGAGGCCAGCGGCAGCAGUUGCGGCCCUGCGGGGCCGCGGGCAGCCGGCGUCGGGGCGCCCGCGCCGCGCCUGCCGACCUUCCUCCACAUGGUGCGCCCGGUGAACCCCGAGGGCGGCAAGGCGACCUGGCAGUUCAGCAAGUACCAGGUCCCGCCUGGCUGGGGGCGCCCGGAGGGCGAGGGCAUCCUGGACUGCGACAUGCCCCUGUUGGCCGAGCCCCCCGCGGGGCCGGCAGGCAAGACCUCCCACGGCAAGGACCGUCUGGCCUCGUGGAUGCUCCGGAGCAUCGUGGCUGGCGUGAACGGCAUGCUCGCCGACGUUAAGCGCCUGAAGUGCCCCAAGGGCCACAACCGGGCGAAGGCCUUGAAGAUCGAGGCGGACUGGCGCAACUCGCUCCUGUCCGACCCAGCGGCCGCGGCGCCCGGCGCGGGCGCCGACCCCGACUUCGUUGCACGGUGCGCCCUCGCCCUGAACUGCAGCCGCGGCCAGGUGUCGCUCAAGCGGGCCAAGGACGGCGCCGCGGCGUUGCACCCGUGCAACGAAGCACUGAAGAGCCACAGCGACCUGAGCCACCUGCCCCUGCUGCAUGAACCGGCCAUCCUGCAGGCGCUGCAGCUGCGCUUCAGCGAGGGCGUGGUGUACACCCUGACGGGCCCGGUGCUCCUGGCUGUGAACCCGUUCCGGGAGAUGCCGAGCCUCUACGGCGCGGAGCAGCUCGCCCACUUCGCCGAGCCCCCCGCCGACGAGGAAGCCGCCACUCCCCACAUCUACGGGGUCGCUCGCGCCGCCUACUACGGCGUCUGGCACCGCGGGGCCCACCAGACGGUGCUCGUCUCGGGGGAGAGCGGCGCCGGCAAGACCGAGACCACGAAGUUCGUGAUGCGGUUCCUUGCGCUGGCUGGCGGUGGUGGGGCGGAGUCGUCAAUGUCGGACGUGGAGCGGCAGGUCCUUCAGUCGAUCCCGGUGCUGGAGGCGUUCGACGAUCUCAAGAAGGUCUCGCAGGAGACCAGCAUCUCGGACGACCUCCAGGCCUACCUGCUGCUGAAGUUCAGCGGGCUCGACAAGUCGGACCACGCCAGCAUCGUCAGCAGCGCGGGCAACAAGUACGACAAGGAGGCGUUCGCCAAGGCGCUGCGCAUGCAGCACUCGGGCAGGGCCAUCUACUCGCGCAUGACCCCUGCGAAGACGAAGCCAGCCGAGAGAGUCUUCAAGGUGUACCAGAGCAUCCCUAAGUCCAAGGAGCUGGCGCCAGAGCUGAUGACCAAGCGCGCGAUGGAGAUGAAGGUCUACAUCGCCAAGGACGGGCUCGGCGGCGGCUUCGACAUGGUGGAGUACCUGGAGGCGGAGAUCGCGAUCCCGACCGCGGAGUCCAUCUUCGUGGACCGCGGCAAGGAGUUCGCUAAGGAGUUCCUGGCCCACAUGCAUGAGAACGGCGUGGAGAUCCAGAAUGCGGCCCUGGAGGCGCACGAGCAGCUCGGCAGGAUCGAGAGGCUAGGCCUCGAGGACGGAGAGCUGACACGGCGAGCUCACCACUACAAGGGCGCGACGCAUCUCAAGAUGAUCCGCGACCUGGAGAGGAUCUCACUCCCGGAGUUCCAGAGCACCAGCCUGCAGCUGAGCUACCUGAGCCAGUACUACGUCAGGGACACGACCCAGCAACAGCCGGGCUUGAUCCAGGAUCUGGCGAGGCUGGAGAAGGAGAUCAACCCGACGGACCUGACCAAGGCCGAGCGGAAGGAGUUCGACGCGAGCACGGCCAAGGUUCAGAAAACGUUGCGGGCCAGCCGCUCCAAAGCUCAGCUGGCGAAGCUGGACAAGGCGCUAUCCGAUUCUCGCGGCGUGCAGGAUCUUACCGCAAUUCUGGGCAAGCGGGAGAAGACGCACUUCAUCGAGAUGAGAGACGCAGACCUCGCAACCCAUUACGAGACAGACAACGCCGCCUCGAUCGAACCGUUCACAGCCGCGGAAUUGGACGAAAACCUCAGACAGAUGAAGCAAGGAGACGUCGCCAGGAUGGUGACUGACGUGGCGGCGGAGGCCAGGAAGUACGGUCUAAAUGUGCACUUUGGGAAGACUUUCGUGCUAACGAACUCGCCUUCCAGACCGCGGCAUUUUAAAUGUGGAGAUCAAGUCGCGCGCGUGCUUCAGCGCGGCGAAUCUGAGAAAUACCUGGGCCGGAAGCUGUCGCUGGACGAGUUCCACAGCACAGAGUUUGACAGUCGAAUCGGGGGCGUUUGGGGGCGCAGCCACGAAACCUGGGUAGACUACGUGCAGCGCGCCACGCAUACCAGCACAAACCUCGCCAAGCAACGCGGCAUCCAAGAUUGGGCUUCAAGCUUCUGGAAGCAAAAGUGGUCCCUGCCGGGCAUGCUACCCACAGCGAAAGAUGGGCGCUGGGCAGUCCAGCUGGUGGAUUGGAAGCCUUGUUUCAGGGUUGACGCCAAGAGGAGCGUCGGCGGCCAGCGCAAACGCUGGGCAGAUGUCUAA
Prorocentrum cordatum is the source of this 3471-nucleotide messenger RNA. The record is from the annotation of a GenBank genome assembly. Lineage: Eukaryota; Dinophyceae; Prorocentrales; Prorocentraceae.